AUGGCUAAGCCGAGCCAGUCCGUUGAACGAAUCCAAUCAUUAGUUCUCGUUAGAGGUGCUCGUCUUGAAUGUAAUGACUAUGGACUUGUUUGUUUUAAUCUUGCCAAAGCAAUCAAUCGAUACUUACUUUCUCAUAUUCAUUACACUGAGUCUGAAGCUUUCCUUGUGGACUCUCCAUUUAUUGAAAUGUUCAAAAUAUUAAUUAUUUCAAAUCCUGAGCUUUUAAAAAAUCGUGAUGUUGUCGGUAAUGGUGGUCGAACGCCAAAUGAUAUUAAACAACGUGCUCGAGUCGAUUAUUGGUUAGACUGGCAUCACAUGAAUUUACGUCAUGGAUCAAUGUGUUUAAUAAGAGCAAAUUUAUUGGCUCCUAUUAAAAAGUAUUCGCAACAAACCAUCGAUGAAUUACGAAAAGAAGGUGACGCAGUAUUGAAAUCAAGUUUAAGCUUUAUGGAGGAAGCCAUGAGUAAAAAUAACUAUAUUGCUGGUGGAAAUCAAUUGUCAAUUGCCGAUAUUGCAUUAGCAUGUGAAGUGAUAAUGUUGCCAAUUGCAGAUGCUUCAUACAAAGCUUACCCAAACAUUGAGGCAUGGCUAAAAAGACUUUCAACAGAAAUCAAGUGCUGGUAUCAAGUUAAUGCAAAAUUAGAUCAAUUUCUAGCAUCGAAAGGCAAAUAA
Messenger RNA from Rotaria sp. Silwood1, 672 nucleotides. NCBI's taxonomy places the organism in Eukaryota, Metazoa, Rotifera, Eurotatoria, Philodinida, Philodinidae. The record is from the annotation of a GenBank genome assembly.